This is a messenger RNA of Pistacia vera, 3496 nucleotides long. RefSeq names its product probable inactive receptor kinase At5g10020. Gene Ontology annotation, molecular function: ATP binding; protein binding; protein kinase activity. NCBI's taxonomy places the organism in Eukaryota, Viridiplantae, Streptophyta, Magnoliopsida, Sapindales, Anacardiaceae. The record is from RefSeq and is a predicted model, not a curated record. The coding region runs from base 305 to 3391 and encodes 1028 amino acids. Gene Ontology annotation, biological process: protein phosphorylation. The transcript is spliced from 3 exons.
AACUCAUCUUCUAACCUAAUUCCACAUUUUAUUUCUGUCCCAACCCUUCUCCUAACCUAACGCUCUCACUCUCUUUUUUCACUUGCUAUGUGGACUUGCCUUCUUUGAUUUCUCAACUCUCUGGGUUUCUUCUUCUUCUUUUUAACCCACCCACCUUUUUCUUGAAAUGUUGCAAAUUAUUUCUGCAUUGUUUCUUCUUCUUCUUCUAGAUUUUUGUUUAGUUGACUUAAUUCAGUUCCCAUUUAUGAGACUUUUGUCAUUACUUUAGCUAGUCUCUUCAUAUCUUCAUUGUGUCUCUUAAAUUAUGGGUAUUAUCACUGCUCUGAGUUUGAGUUUGAUCAUUGUUUUGUUGGUAGUAAAUGCAUUAGCAAAAUCAGAUUUUGAAGCACUUUUAGAGCUGAAGAAAAGCAUUCAAAAGGACCCAUCAGCCCAAGUUCUUGAUUCAUGGGACUCUAACUCUUUAGCAUCUGAUGGGUGUCCCAAGAAUUGGUUCGGGGUUACUUGUAGUGAUGGGCAUGUAACAUCUAUUAUUCUCAAUGAUGUGGGUCUGCUUGGGAAUUUUAGUUUCACUCAUAUUAUAGGCCUUAAAAUGGUACGCAAUUUAUCACUUUCAAACAAUCAAUUCAUGGGGACUAUCACAAACAUUGCCUCCCUUCAAUCUCUUGAGUUUUUGGAUCUCUCCAGGAAUAUGUUUCAUGGGUUUAUACCCUCUAACAUUGAUAAAUUGAAGAAUUUAGUGCUUCUGAAUCUUUCUUCAAACAGUUUCCAAGGUACAGUUCCUUCUGGUUUCAACAAUCUUGAGAAGUUGAAGUACUUAGAUUUGCGGGGUAACGGAUUUAAUGGGGAUAUUAUGCAUUUUGUAUCCCAGUUGGCUAGCCUGGUACAUUUCGAUCUCAGCAGUAAUAAAUUCUCUGGUUCACUGGACUUGGGGCUUGGAAACUCUAGUUUUAUUUCUUCAAUUCAGUAUUUAAAUAUCAGCUACAAUUCUUUAGUUGGAGAGCUCUUUGCUCAUGAUGGAAUGCCGUAUUUCGACAGUUUAGAGGUGUUUGAUGCUAGUAAUAAUCAGUUAUUGGGUAAUAUACCUUCCUUCAACUUUGUUGUCUCUCUUCGGAUUCUACAGCUUGGAAGCAAUCAGUUGUCAGGGUCUCUACCAGAAGCUCUUUUUCAAGAAAGCUCAAUGAUGUUAUCUGAACUGGAUCUCAGCCUUAAUCAGCUUGAAGGUCCAGUUGGAAGUAUAACGUCUGCAACCUUAAAGAAGGUUAAUUUAUCAUCAAAUAAGUUAUCAGGCUCCUUACCUCUUAAGGUUGGACACUGUGCCAUUGUAGAUUUGAGUAAUAAUAGACUCUCUGGGAAUUUUUCCAGAAUGCAGAGUUGGGGAAAUUAUGUGGAAGUUAUUCAUUUGAGUUCUAACUCAUUGUCUGGAACUUUGCCAAAUGAAACUUCUCAGUUCUUGAGGCUGACUUCAUUCAAGGUAUCCAACAACUCAUUAGAGGGUGUUCUCCCGGCCGUUCUGGGAACAUAUCCAGAACUAAAAGUUAUUGAUCUUAGCCUCAACCAUCUUAAUGGGUUCCUCCUUCCAAGCUUCUUGAACUCCACAACACUGACCGAUAUUAAUCUGUCAGGCAACAACUUUACUGGGCCAUUACCUCUUCAAGAAACCAAAACUACUCCUUCAGUAAGUUCUGCCCCAAGUUUGAGCCUACAGUCUAUUGAUUUGUCUUAUAACUCAUUAAGUGGUCAGCUGCUCCCAGAGAUCAGUAAAUUUCAUAACUUGUUGUACCUAAAUCUUUCCAACAACAAAUUUGAGGGUAGCAUUCCUGAUGGCCUUCCAGAUGUCCUAAAGGGACUCAAUGUUUCUUUUAAUAAUCUCUCUGGUGUGGUACCUUAUAACUUAAGGCGGUUUCCUGAUUCAGCAUUCCAUCCUGGAAAUUCCUUGCUGAGUUUUCCUUAUUCACAACUGUCACCAGGUGCUCCAGACCUGACUAUGAGUGAGCAUGGAAAUCAUAUGAAACCUGCUACUAAAAUUGCCCUGAUUGCAGGUUUAGUUGGUGGUCUUACUAUAGUUGCUAUUUUAUGCAUUAUGAUAUAUUGCGUCCCCUGGCUGAAACAUAGGAUGAUCAGUUUGAAUAGAGAUGGGGAAAAGAAAGAUGUUCCUCAAGGGGGUUCUUCUCUUUCUCAUACGUCAGUGCUUAACAAAAAAGUCGACCCAUCAUUAUCUUCAUUUGGCUUCAAUGAAGAUCUUUUACCAUCAUCCCGAAUGGUGUCUGCAUAUGAUUCUGGGGACACUUCAUCAGUUGUAAAGCCUAAAGAUACUUGCUAUCGUGAAUCAAUAAAGAAAGACGAAGGGUUAUCUUCCCCCUUGUCCAUAUUGUCGUCUUCAAAUCCAUCACCUUCUAAACACCAAAUUGACUCCAAGAAUCCUGAAGUGCUCAAGGUCUGUUCUCCUGACAAAUUAGCUGGGGAUUUACAUCUUUUUGAUGGUUCCCUGGUGUUCACUGCAGAAGAACUUUCACAUGCUCCAGCAGAAGUCAUUGGAAGAAGCUGUCAUGGAACUUUAUACAAAGCUACACUUGACUCUGGUAAUUUAAUGGCUGUCAAAUGGUUUAGGGAAGGGAUAGCAAAAGGGAGAAAAGAAUUUGCAAGGGAAGUAAAGAAACUUGGGAACAUCAAACAUCCAAAUUUAGUUUCCCUUCGGGGUUACUACUGGGGUCCAAAGGAGCAUGAGAAACUAAUCAUAUCCAAUUAUAUUAAUGCACAAUCUUUGUCCCUCUAUCUUAAAGAAACAGAUCCAAGAAAGCUCCCACCCUUGUCUAUUGAUUUACGGCUCCGAGUUGCUGUAGAUGUGGCACGAUGUCUUAACUACCUACACAAUGAGAGAGCAAUACCCCAUGGGAACCUCAAAUCCUCUAACAUCUUGUUAGAAACUCCUAAUAUGAAUGCACUCCUCACCGAUUAUAGUCUUCACCGGAUAUUGACAUCAGCUGGCACAGCUGAGCAAGUUUUGAAUGCAGGUGCUCUUGGCUAUAGGCCACCUGAAUUCGCUAGCUCAAGUAAACCACUCCCAUCACUAAAGAGUGAUGUCUACGCAUUUGGAGUUAUCUUGCUGGAGCUGCUCACUGGUAAGAGUUCCGGGGAGAUUGUUUGUGGGGAUCCAAGAGUAGUUGAUUUGACAGACUGGGUUAGGUUAUUGGCUAUCGAAAAUCGCUCAGGCAAGUGCUUUGACAAUGUGAUUAUGGACAGGCAUGAUGUGGAGCACCCACCUAGAGUUCUAGAUGAAAUGCUUCAAGUGGCUCUCAGAUGUAUACUACCAGCGUCCGAGAGACCUGAUAUGAAGUCGGUUUUUGAAGAUCUCUCGACGAUUGUGUUAGAAGAGGCCAGCCAAGGUAAAUAAAAACUCUUAACUGCUUCAUCCCAUAUUCCAUUUAUUGGUUUAUUCCUUAGAUAAUUUUGAUUGUAUGAUUAUAAUCUGAAAUUGUAAGUUUCAAACAGCAUUUCC